GGUUUUGGCCCCCCCCAAACCGCUAUAUAAACCCCCCCGCACCGACCCGUCCAAGCUCUCGUUUUCUCUCCACUCUCCACUUUAUUACUGCUAUUCCCAUUCUGCUCCUCUGGAGGCCUUUUUAGGGAAGAAGAUACCAUGGCUUUUCUAAUUCCCAAAAAGCCCCUGCAUUCGUCCUCCUCCGCUUACGACGACAACGGCAAGGACGAGCGCCCUCGGCUGCAGAACUCUGUGACGAGCUGCAUCUACCUGAAGCCGGACGAGGGCGGCGGCGCCGCUGCCGCCCGACGGUCUCUGGACAAGGAGAUGGUGCUCCGCCGCAUCCGCCAGCGGAAGCGCGUCAACCAGAUCCGCGCCGCCAUCCAGUCACUUCUCCGCGCCUCGCCGGACCUCGGCGAGAAGGACGGCGAGCCCCCCUCCAGUUGGUGGCUCGACGACGUCUUCUCCGCCCCAUGAUCCAAGCUCGCCAGAGUAGUUCGACUCCAGCCGGCCGGCCGGCCGCCGCCGGUCGGAGAGUCUUAUGAGCUCGAUCUCGUGCAUUCUUCUGUUUUGUUUUGUACAUAUAACGUAGCGAGAAUUUUCUUUGUUUUUUAUAAUUAAGUGUUGUGGCUUAUAAUUGGAUUCGGUUGUGGUUGGAUGAAAUUCGUCCUAUCGAGUGCGUUGUUUGACAGCUGUCCGUAUCCAACGGCUCUGAUGUGACCACGGGAACGCUGGACUCGUUUAUCGAUUUGUGAUAGCCAGUGCCAUGAGCUUUUAGAUGGCCGGCCUGGUCGGUCGGUAGGGAGAUAUCCUGGAAUAAAUAAACCAUUCAUCCUAA
Messenger RNA from Phoenix dactylifera (date palm), 817 nucleotides. RefSeq lists its product as uncharacterized. Lineage: Eukaryota; Viridiplantae; Streptophyta; Magnoliopsida; Arecales; Arecaceae. The record is from RefSeq and is a predicted model, not a curated record.